Molecule: messenger RNA, 213 nt
Organism: Eimeria maxima
Lineage: Eukaryota; Apicomplexa; Conoidasida; Eucoccidiorida; Eimeriidae
Exons: 2
Coding region: 1-213 (70 amino acids)
Source: RefSeq, a predicted model, not a curated record
AUGGUAGGCAGUGCCUUCCUUAGUCUUACCAUUAAGGCCAAACAUUGUAACGAAAUUUCCCUCUUUGCUUACUUAGAGGACGUAGACAUCAACAAUGGAUUCUCUCAUUAUGUUACCGAGGCACAGGCAAGUGCUGGCUUCGAACCGUCCUUCAGAAAUUCGCGACGAUUUGCCUGUUGGAAGUUACGGGCGGGUAGUGCGAACAUUCUUUAG